GAUGGCGACGACGACGACAAGCGAGUGACGAGGCACCCUCAUCAAAGCAACCGGGCGAUGACAACACCGCUGUUGCUCUCACAGAUGCCGACGAGGAGAUGAUGAUGAUGAAGGAGGAGGCAGUGGAGAACGAGUAGAAGACGAGCAAGUAGUCGACGAAGAAGAAGAAGAAGAAGAAGAAGUAGAAGCCUCCACUACUACUGCUGUUGCUGCUUGCUGCCAGGGUCGGUUUCUAACCCAAAUCCGUCCCUCGUUGUUGUUCUUCUUCUUACCCACCUCGAGAAAGAGUGUUGGUGGUGGUGGUGGUGGUGGUGGUGCUCUCUUGUCUAUUGACAGAAUUGUGUCUCUCUGCGUGUCACUGGCCAUCAUGCCUCCCGCUCUCACCCUCUCCCCUAAUUGCUCUCCUUCUCUCCACCAUUCGCACCUCUCCUCGCUCUCUCUCUCCUCGCACUCAUCCCUCUGGAGCCAUGUCGCCUUCUCUCGCUCCUCCUCCUCAAUAUCUCCUUCCGGCGUCCACGUGCGCGCUGCGGACUCCAGUCGCCCCCGCCGCUCCGUCGGGCAAUCCAAUGCGAAGACUGAGAAGUAUUACUUCACCACGGAAUCCGACGAGCCUGCUUCCUCCUCCCCUUUUAAUGCCGAGUCCAUGCCGUUGCUGGCAGGCGCUGCAGCUGCGGUGGGAUUAGGUUUCGUGGUUUACAAGUACUUGAGCAAGAACGGCAUUUCGCUCAGUAUGCCUAAAAUGAAUACGGGAAUAGAAGUAGGAGGAGCAGGAGCUGGUGCUGAUAGGAAGUUUCGACGCGAAUCAAUGGCGAAACUGAAUGAAUUCUCUCGGGAGCUUCGCACUUUUCGUGAAGUAGAUUUGGCAGGUAAAGGUUUUGGGGACGAAGGUUUUGUGUAUCUAGCCGAAGGUUUGGCAUUCAACCAGAGUGCUGAAAGUGUCGAUUUCUCGGCCAACGGCAUCACGGCCACUGGGAUCAAGGCUUUGUCUCAAGUGCUGCCUGCAAACACGUUUUUGAAAACCCUAAACUUGUCCGGCAACAGUAUCGGCGACGAGGGAGCUGCGGAGCUAGCAGGUUUACUGGAGAAGAAUCAAGGAAUCACAAAGCUUCAGCUCAACAGCAUUAACCUUGGUGACGAGGGAGCUAAAGCCAUUGCUGAAAUGUUGAAGAAGAACGAGCACAUAACAACCUUGGAGCUUAACAAUAACGUUGUUGACUUUGCGGGAUUUGCUGCCAUUGCAGAUGCUUUAACUACGAACAAAACCCUUCGCAGUAUUCAAAUCAACAACAAUUACGGUGGAGCUCUUGGAGGCUCUGCAUUCGCGAAAGGAUUGCAAGAGAACAAGUCUUUGCGGGAAUUGCAUCUCCAUGGGAAUGACAUGGGUAAUGAGGGCAUUCGAGAAUUGAUGGUGGGUUUGAUGGCCCACAAAGGAAAGAUCUCAAACUUAGACAUUGGAAAUAACAAAAUAGGGCCAAAGGGUGCGUUUCAUGUCGCUGAGUACAUCAAGAAAGCUAAAUCUCUUCAAUGGUUGAAUUUGUACAUGAAUGACUUUGGUGAUCAGGGAGCUGAAAGAAUAGCUGAAGCCUUGAAGCGGAACAGAUCUAUUGUCACCAUAGACUUGGGUGGAAACAAUAUUUCAGCUGAAGGAACCGCUCAUUUAGCUGCUGCCUUGAAAGACAAUUCAACUAUCACUACUUUUGAAUUUAGCUACAACCCAAUUGGAAUGAACGGUGCCAAGGUUUUAGCUGAUACCCUGAAGUUUCAUGGUAAAAUUGAAACGCUUAGGUUGGGUUGGUGCCAGAUAGGGGUGAAGGGGGCAGAAGCCAUCGCCGAUUGCUUGCUUUACAAUGCUACUAUCUCAACAUUAGACCUGCGGGCCAACUCUCUUGGUGAUGAUGGUGCGGCUUUACUAGCCAAGAGCUUGAAAGUAGUCAAUGAACAUUUAACGUCCCUUGACCUUGGUUUCAACGAAAUUAGGGAUGCCGGAGCUUUUGCACUCGCACAGGCAUUGAAAGCGAAUGGUGAUGCUGCUGUUUCAACUUUGAAUCUUACAAGCAACUUCCUUACUAAAUACGGCCAGGUCGCUCUCACAGAAGCUAAGGACCACGUGAGUGAGAUGAACGAUGGAAAGGAAGUUAAUAUUUAUUUUUAGACAACUUGUAACUGGUCAUCGUUUAGUGGUUGAUUCAAACAUCCACAAAGAGUUUGUAGCUAACAGAUGGGGUUUCCAGUUUGAAGAUUAUCGUGUUGGAGAUCGGAGAUACGACCUAGUGAAAUUACCGUUGUAUUUUAAACCCUUUACAAAAUCAAUUUUGAGCUUAGCAAUUCAUCUUGUAACAUGAGUCUUUUGGUACCUCGGGCGCUCUGCCCCUUUCUGAGGUUCUACUACUAGCUUGGAGCUUACUAGCUUCUGUUAGAGGCAAUGUCAGACAAGAGGUGGUCAGGCUGCCAAUGCUUUUUGUUAAUGUCAUUCCUAAUUGUCGUGUUCAUAUCGUCGA
Molecule: messenger RNA, 2498 nt
Organism: Physcomitrium patens
Lineage: Eukaryota; Viridiplantae; Streptophyta; Bryopsida; Funariales; Funariaceae
Molecular function (GO): protein binding
Source: RefSeq, a predicted model, not a curated record